Messenger RNA from Exophiala viscosa, 956 nucleotides. Its product is annotated as acyl-CoA N-acyltransferase. The transcript has 2 exons. NCBI's taxonomy places the organism in Eukaryota, Fungi, Ascomycota, Eurotiomycetes, Chaetothyriales, Herpotrichiellaceae. Gene Ontology annotation, molecular function: acyltransferase activity, transferring groups other than amino-acyl groups. The coding region runs from base 142 to 780 and encodes 212 amino acids. The record is from RefSeq and is a predicted model, not a curated record.
GAACAGCGGACAAGGGGUGACAGUAUCGCUGCAGAUCAGCGAUACGAAUACGCCUGCUAGCCUCAUCCGAAUACAUGAAUAGUCUAGUCUGCCUAACUCGGCUGUGUUACAGGUUCUCCAAGCUAUCAAUCAAGAAGCAGAAUGUCCCUACAAAUUCAAAACUUCGAAAAAGAUGAUAUUCCAGAAGCAGCUCGUCUUCAUCAACGUGCAUUCGCUACAGAUCCCAUCAUCAACUCCGUCUUUCCUGGCGCAGCACAAUCACCAGAAUGGCUUCAACACAUGUCCGACGCCCUUGAGAGUGCUUACGCCGACUCGUCGCAACAUCUACUGAAGAUGUCGUCCCCUGAUGGACAUCUCAUGGGCAUCGCUCAAUGGCACUACUGUUCACGUCACGUCAAUGGGCCCAUCACCCCACCCCCAAAUCCACCAGAAGGUGUGAACGUCGACCUAGUCAUCGCGCGUCGCAAGCAGCGGUCGGAGAAAAGAGCAGCGAUCAUGGCCGAUAGACCCCAUUACUAUCUAGCCAUGCUCGCCACAGACGCAACGUACCGUCGCCAGGGCGUAGCAAAGACCUUGGUUCAAUGGGGCCUCGAUCGUGCCAGCGCAGACAGAAUAGAAGCAUACCUGGAAUCAGGACCGGCGGCGCUUCCAUUCUACUCGAAAAUGGGCUUCGACAAAGUAGAUACCAUGGCUAUGGUGGGAGUGGAUCCAGGCGAGGAUGGUGUCCAGAAUGAGAUCUACUGCUUACUUUGGAGGCCGCAGAAUACCAACAGUCAAUGACUUCUGCUCGGCUCAACACACAGCCUGGCCAUAGAGAUUCGUCGAGUAUGCAACCUGUCAAAAAGCCCCUGAAGGCAAGGCUGAGGAAGGUGCACGCCGCAGAUAAGGCGGAGAUUAGCGCAAUGACAAAAGACCCAUGAUGUCGCGGUGGAUUUCUUUGUUUAGCAGUUAAUUGC